CCUCCCUCUGCAGGCGGUGCAGCCUGGGCUGUGUGUGCGAGGCGCGGCCGGAGGAGGGAGAGAGGGCGGCAGACACACAGCCCCGGCACCGCCUCCCCCUCCCCGGAUCCCGGACACGGCGGCGGCUGGAGUCAGAGGAGUGCCAGCACCGAGCACAGGAGGCCCCCGACCGCGCACACCAUCCCAGCGGCUGCCCCUCCGCCAUCACCGCCGCAGCAGCCAUGUGCUCCAUGCCGGGCCCCUCCUGCCCUCCACUGCACGGCAACCAACUCUCUGUCCACCCCGGGCUCCGCUCCCUGUCCGCCGCUGCCCCCGCAGGCGGUGCCAAGCUCACCCACCCUGGCAAAGCUAUCCUGGCAGGUAAGUGGCCAUACACUACACCGGGUCCAUUCCUCCAUCCCUGCACUGAGUGACAUGUACCAGGAACUACCUAAAUUCCAGCACUCAGCUGGCAGGGGUAAUAACAUGGGCAGGGGACACAGCUGGCAUGGGUAAUAACAUGGGCAGGGGACACAGCUGGCAUGGGUAAUAACAUGGGCAGAGGGGACACCUGGCAUAGGGAAUAACAUGGGCAGGGGCACAGGAAGGAUGGGUGAUAACAUGGACAGGGGCACAGCUGGCAUGGGGAAUAACAUGGGCAGGGGCACAACUGGCAUGGUAUAUAUAUAUUAUAGACACACACUGUAUGUUAGCAGAAUGUUUUCCUAUUCCCUCCAGUGUAAUGUCACUGUUUAACUUGAUCCAUUGACAACACUUCUUGACAUAUAUAGACACUUAUUUUUGUUUGUGUGUCUCUGCUCUGCCUGACUGCCUAGGGGGUUUAUUAGACUCCAAUGAUUAGAGAGAGUGUCAGCUGAGAGCUGAUUGGAUGGUGUGGGGUGUGUGUUUGUGGCACUUUUACUCAGCACUCAUGGUGAGAGGAAGUUGGCCCCUGUUGGAGGACACUUACUGUAUAUAACAUCACGUGGCUUCACACUAUUUGACUGUACUGUUCAUUCUAUUUAUUAUUUGUUGUAUAAACUUGCAGUAUGGGCUGUUCUGUAUUCUUCUGGGUUUUAUGUUUUAAUUUGGGCAAUGCUACAUUGUGCCUGUUUGAACAGUUUUUUUGUAUGGGAAGUAUGUUAUUUUUGGUGGAAGGAGGUAGGGGGCAUAUAUGUAAUCAUGGCCUUAAAUUUAUUUUAGAAACUAAUUCUGCUCUAGGGCUCUUGUUCUGCUACUGGAGUAAAGCAACCUUUUACCUCUUGCUCAUAUAAACCUACAAGUGUUCAGCUUGUUGUUUCACCUCUCACCCACUCCUGGUUCAUUUUGCUGAACUGACUCUCUGCUCACCUUUGUACCCUAUACUCUGGCAUCAGCAAAACAGAAAAUACUAUCAAGGUUAAAAGGCAUGUGGCAAUUCAUGGAGUAGUAGGGCAUAUCUGAUACCAUUACAUUAAUGUGUUUUCAGUGCACUGCACACACCAGGAUAAUAGAGCUUUUGUUAUAUUAUUCAGUCUAAUCCAUAGAAAAAUGAAAUAUUCGUAUUUAACCCCUUAAGGACCAAACUUCUGGAAUAAAAGGGAAUCAUGACAUGUCACACGUCAUGUGUCCUUAAGGGGUUAUGUUAAAAUUUUUACUCUACAAGUUUACUAGGCAAAUCUGAUAUUUGAACAUUUUGUGUAAAAUUCUGUCUUGCAUACACAAUGCUUAUAAUAACUAUAUGCAAUCUAUUUUUCAUUAUAACCGUUUGUUUAAAAAUACAUUAAAAUUAACAAUUUUAUGAAGUUUUUAAUACAAAACACAAAAAAAUAUUAAGAGCUUAAGAUACUUAGGCAUUAACAUGUUAUUCAGAAAUGCCUAAAUCUGUUGACUUAAUAUUCUAAAUGAACAAAUAUAUGUGAAGUGUUAAAACUUAGCAUGUAAAUAUCUUUGGAAAAUACUAAAGACAAUGGACCACUCAUCUGUGGCCUGGGUGCAGUGGUCUUAUUUUAACCAUUUAAGGUAAAACAUUACCAUCUGUAACGGACGGUGACAUAACCACUGGCGGUCUGGGGGCAGGUAAGGAUGAGAUUACUUACCCAAACCUGUGCUUUGCGGGUGCCAACCAUCUUGGUUGCGUUGCGCUGCUCCUCUUGACAGCCGACAUCAUGUGCGAGAGUACAGCAGUGAGAUCUACGGUGGAUCCCGCAAGACUACAGGAUCCUUCAUGGACACAGCCAAUUCCCUGCAGCCAUCACUGAUGACAGCUACAGGACUUGACUCAUAAGCCCUUCCUUGUCUCUGGAAGUGUCAGGGUGGGGAGAAAUACAGAGACAAAAUACUCCCUACUUUGUCUCUGUAUAUAUCUUGACUUGGUUGGAAUUUUCAAGAAAAGUCCAACACAGUCAUAAUGAGUAUUUCCAAAAAGAUUCUAUCAUUAUCACAUACUUAUUUUUAAUAUGGGGUGACAGUGUUGGUGUAAGCUCUAUCUAAUCUAUAAAUAAGGACAGGUACACUAAAAUGUUGAGAAUACAGGUUUGUAUUCCUAACAUUUUAGUGUUCCUUUAAAACACCUACUUCCUCAGUGCACUUUACUUAUAGUAGCAAUAAUGCAGUUAUUUAAUGACGCAAUUAGACCAAGGCUCGACAAAUCUCAGGCGUCGGGUCGCCGUGACAGCCGCGGGAGCAUUAAAGCCGGCCGGCCGCCCACGGUACCAUGGGAGUCGGUCGACCUCCUACGGGAGCAUGGGAACAGGACGCCUGCGGGAGCAUUGUAGGUGGCGAGUGAGGGAGCAGUAAUCUUCCUGCAGUUCCUCUCUGCUCCUUCGUGCACUGUUUAGUGAUGCCGGGAGCCGAAAUAUGACAUCACAGCAGAGACUGCGCAGGGGAGCAGAGAGGAACUACAGGAAGAUUAGAUAGCAGCCCCACUGGACCCCAGGUGAAGCAUCCAGUCCAGCUCACCCAAAGGAGGAUGGGUGGACUCAAACUAAAAAAAAUGUCAAUUGUGCAUGUGUGAGAAAAUGUGUGUGUGUCUCCAUCAUUGAGUCUGUCUGUUUAGGUACCUGUCCCCCUCCGAUUACAUUAGAGAGGUGGUUUUUACUCACAUUUUUUUCCCACACCGUGCUAGUUUCACCGCGUCUGGUCCAGUCUCCAUGGCUGAGAUCAUCAUUCUUUAUGAUCUCCGCUAAGUCAAUCCUUUUCCAUAGGAUUGUGCCAAUCAGCAUCUCCUCAUAGAGAUGCAUUGAAUCAAUGCAUCUCUAUGGGGAACAUUUAGCGCCUCCAUUCAGAGCGUGGAGACGCUGAACUUGGGGGUUCACUCUGUGCAGUACUGACCCAGGACUCUCUAGUGGCCGUCUGAGUGACGGUCACUAGAGGUGUCACUACGCAGCAAUUUAAACACUGCCUUUUUUUAUGAAAAGGCAGUGUUUACUUUGCAAAGCCUGCAGGGAUAGGCUGUAGACACAAGAACAACUACAUUAAGCUGUAGUGGUUCUGGUGACCAUAGUGUCUCUUUAAGAAUUGCCUUAUCUAGUUGGAAAAUUGAACUUCGUUAGUUUAAAAAAAAAAAAAAAACCUGGCUAGUAAAUUUUUUAGCUGGCUGCUAGAUUUCAGAUUUGUCAAACCCUAAAUAAGUUAAUAUCAAAUCAGACUAGGUUAAUAGUAGAAUUGCAAUAAUUAAGGGUCAAUGAUUGGUUUAAAAAGAAUACAAUUUUCUUUUGAUUACAGUAACAGUCCAUGCACCAUAAACAGUAUAGUCUGCUGUAGUUUUGGUACCAGAAGUUCCUUGGCGCUAGUGUUAUUUAACCCCUUAAGGACCAAACUUCUUGAAUAAAAGGGAAUCAUUACAUGUCACACGUGUCCUUAAGGGGUUAAUAUAUAUAUAUAUAUAAUAUAUAUUUAAAAAAUUUUAGAGAGGUUUAGCAACUUACACCGAACAUACCAAGUGCUCUUGGUCACAUACCCUGCUUCUGGGAUUCUCGUGUCGGAGAAUUCAUUUACCUCUAUUGAGCUAAGGAAAGCAAUGCAGGGAUGCACUUAGUAGCUGAGAGUUUCAUCUGAGCAGCAUGGUCCUGUAUCAGCUGUGCAUAGCUUGUUAGAGCAAUCUGGCUUCUUCUGCAGGAAAAUAAUGGAUGCAGCAUUGCUGCCUUGUGGACCUAGGUAAGUUUGAAAAAUGCUUUGCCAAUUAACACAGGGCCUGCACCAAGGCUCUCCUGUCACUAUAAACAAUACCGUAAUUUGGGGGGCGUGGCCGACUGCCGGACAAGAUGGACUCAUAAUCCUCAGCUCCGGCAAACGGGCUGAAAAUCCGUUGCAAUCCUACCACACAGAACGCAUCACAAACUUCAACACAGAAGAUGUCGCAACACAAAAGCAAGAAGAACUCGACAAAAGCUGAAAAAUUUAAUUUCUUUCAACAGAAACCUCAUCUAUCACACUCGGGCCUACUACCGUCUACCCAAGAUGGCGAUGAGGGUACCGACGAUGAAAGUGCCUCGCAAAGCAUACCUGAACCAGGGGAUGCCCUUACAAAAAGCCACCUAACUCAAGCAUUGGAAGCCCUGUCCCAAAAGCUGAUUGGGUCCUGGCAGCAUUCCAUGGACUCCCUUCGUAAAGAUAUCCAAGAAAUAGGCAAGAGAACGUCGCACAUGGAAACGAAAAUGGACGAAAUGGCGGCUGCCCACAACAAUCUCGCAACACACGUGGAGCGAUUGGAAGACAAACUACUACUCACAGAAACGAAACUGGCGGACAUGGAGGACAGGUCUCGGCGAAACAACCUGCGGCUGCGGGGGGUACCUGAGACAGUGCUCCCAGCGGAUCUGCAAGCAUAUGUGCGAGGCCUGCUUAGUGCUUACGCGCCCGAGAUCCAGUCCGAUAUGCUGUUGCUCGACAGGGUUCAUUGAGUGCCGCGACCACGCCACCUGUCAGACUCCUCACCCAGAGAUGUUCUAUUACGUGCCCAUUACUACCACAUUAAAGAGCACGUCCUCCGAGCCAGCAGGAGCAAACCCAAGCCUCCAGACUAUUACGCCACGGUACAAAUCUUCCCAGAUAUCUCAGCGAUCACCCUGCGAAGAAGGAAAGAUUUCGCCCCCAUUACUGCGGCACUUCGCACCAACGGAGUACAGGUGGGGAUAUCCCACGAAGCUCUUGGUGUCCAGAGAAGGCUCUCUCAAGGCUAUCCUGACCCCCGAAGAUGGCGCCAACCAGCUAAAGUUGUGGGGCAUCAACCCACAACUAGAGCCUGCGCAAGCUCCAUCACUGGGCAGAUUACGCCUAGACUGGCAGAAAGCGCCGGACAGGCAUUAAACCACGCUGACAACUGCAUGAGGGACACGCAAGUAUUGUGCACCACACAUUUAUUUCCCACAGGCAUACUGACACUGGAAGGGCCCAGCAGAACUCUCACUCUUGUACAUUUUGGCAUCUCCGGAGAGUUCAACCACUCACCCACGAGGGGAUACUUCCUUGACUGAACACUGACCAUAUGCACAUGCCAGGAGAUGGAUUCCCCCUGAGAUGGCAUACUAGUAACUGUGAACUCUCACGUUGCCACAUUAACAAUACCGUAGUCUGUGUUCCUUUAUACUGACAUUAAACGUUUGCUUUACUUUUGAUUUAAUAGCAAAAGAAUAAAAAUGCACCUGCAGUAUGUGGAGAUGUCAUGCCCAUUUGAAGAUAUAUAAUUGAAUCCUCUUCCCAGGAGUUUCCUUGCAUCCACGCAUCAGCAUAAUUUGCAAAACAGAAAAUGUAGAGUAAACUGUCCAGGUCAGAUGCAAGUGUUGAUAAAGGCAAUGUAUAAAACCAUUGAAAUAACUGACAUAUUCUACAGGUCAGGGGCAUCAACUUGUAGCUCUCCUGUGGUUAAAAUGAAAACACAUGUUUUUAGCCAGCUGCAGACACUUCUUUUAGAAUGAUAUGGUAGCAUUGUGAGGUUUGCUGUUCCUAAACAGCUUUCUGCCUAUUAAGAUCUUGAUUUAAUUUUCACACUGUAUUUGGCUAUUGAUACAGCUAUUAGAUUUCGAACUUGUGCCGCUAAUAUAUUUCUUUAGGCAUAGCAUUCACCUCUGACAUUUUCUCUGACCCUGUCAGAAGUACACCCAGAGGUUGAGAAAAUGUAAUGCACGGUAUCAUUUUGGCAUGUGAUCAUGUUGUGUUUUUCAGUGCUGUAACAAAUAUGCUAUGUUAUUUUUACUUAUUGGUCUACAGUCACUGCAUAUAAGCAUUAUAUACUUUCAUAUAAAUCACUAUAUAUAAUGUAUUUAUUUUAUAAGAUAUAUCAAUACUUUUUAUUUGUCAUGGUGCAAUGUGAUCCAAGCUGGCAUUUGGCAAUCUUAUUGGUAUUGAGGUACUGACCUCUGACUCUGUUAUCUUCCUGUCACCACCUGUACCAAAACUUUAAAGGAACACUUCAGUCCAGUCCCCAUAAUAACGUCCUCUCAAUACAUACAUAUAUCUCUAAAGUAUUUGCUGCGAUUGGUGUCCAGUGAUAGGCUGAGAGCGUCAUACAACGGCGACAUUUUCCUUACUAGUGCAGUGGCCGUAGAAGGGGUACUGCAAAGGGGCAGAGCAGACAGGCACCAGGACAACAAAUCCUUAAUAGAGAUGUAGUUGUUAAUGGGGGCUGGAGUGUUUAAGUAUUAAGGAAAAUUGUUAAUUUGGGAAGAUAUAUGUAUUCAUAGUUCUGUAUAUUCACAUUUUGAUUUAAACUCUUGGUAAGUCGUGAAGCUGCCAGAAAAUUGUAACUAAAGUUGAAUAGCAUUUUUAGUAAAUUAAAAGAAACCAAGUAGGGUAAGACUAUGCAAAGAGCAGUUGAUGCAAAUAAUAUUUGAAACAAGUCAGUAUAUCUAUAAGCUCCAUAGAUCAUACUAAUAAUGCAUAUUUAUUUAGUUUUAAGGUACACAGCAAUACUUAACUCCACAUUUAGUGAUCAAGCAGUGGAGAUUUUGCAAACUUUGCAACUCGAGAAACUUGAUCUAUUGAACAAAGUGGUCAAAAAUGUUACAAGCUUUUGACAUUUGACCUGUGUAUGCUUUGAAAAUUACUCAACAUAGUUAAAGCUGUUUUCUUUUUUCCACAAAAUAGUUAACAUUGGUAGAUAAAACUUUAAGUACCUUAUCUGUCUGUAUUGUUUGUAGUUUAUUGUACUGAAGAUUCUGACUAUAUUAUAAAGCGUAAUUGCGUUCUUCACUAAGUGCCUUUCAUUCUUGUUUGCUUUCCAUCUCUCCCAGCCCCCGCUCUCCAUACCUUCCUUGUUUGCCUUUAGCCUUCAGUCAUGCUUUUCUCUGUAUUUCUCUGAGACAAAGUUCUGUAUUUUAUUUAUCUUGCAUCGUAUAUGUUUGAGCCUCUGGACCUCAGAGCACUUAAGAAGGGUACAAUACUGGCCAUGCCUGAUCUGUAUUAGAACUGGGAGAAUAACCUAUUUUAACACAGAUCUUUACCCCCUCUCCCCCCCCUCCCCAGUGUGUCUAAAUGUAUCCCUGAGUUCUUACAAAGAAGGUCCUUGGCUGCAUUUGUUCUGGUUUGUCUCUUCACUUAUUUGCAUGUCAACCUUGCAUGGUUAAUUUGUUUUGCUUAAUAAACAAUUGAUAAUAGUUGCGUCACAAGCCUUGAAUCUCAGCUGACCCUUUAUUAAUAUAGCCACACAUCAGCAAGUUGUCAUAGAAUAGUAUAAUCAUAUAGUACCAUGUUGUGCAAGCCACAUUUUUAGGAAAUACACAACACUUUGUUUGUAGAUACAUACUUAGUGGUUUAAUUUACGAUGUAUGUAAAUAAAAAAAUAAAAAAUUAUCUUGAAAAUAUGUCUGCCUGGAACAGAUGCUUAUGCAUUCGUCCGUAUAUUCUGGUAGAGUCAUUCCACAAUAAAUGAGUGUAUGCCUGUUUGGAGGCGGAAGUAGCAGUUUAUACCAAAAUGCCAACAACAUAGCUGUAAAGGUCACAAUAGAAUUUCUUUACUACUACACAUGCAGUGUUGUAAUUUUAAAAGUAAUCAAAUCAUGCUAUCCAUGAUAGCUACACUUUGAAGGGACACUCUAACACCAUACAUUAGAGCAGGGGUUCCCAAUUAAUUUUUCCGCUGGAACCCUUUGACAUAGUGUAUCAACAUCGUGGAACCCCUCUCACUUCGCCCCGUUACAAAAACCUGCGCCUUUUUAAAAAUUAUUUAUUUAUUUUUUAACAUGACGGUGUGUCAAGGUUUGUGUAUCUGUGUUUGUAUGUACCAUUGUGUGUAUGUGUCUGUCACUGUGUAAUGUGUGUGUGUGUGUGUAUCUGACACACAGAUUCACACUGGCACAUUGUGGCACACACUGACACACAGUGUAUAUCUGUGUGUAUGUGUGUUUCUAUGUGCCGAUGUGUGUGUGAAUCUGACACACAAGUACACACAGUGUGUGUGUAUCUGUGUUUGUAUGUGCCAGUGUGUGUAUCUGUGUGUCAGUGUGUAUGAAUCUGACACACAGGCACAUAGUAGCACACCUUGGCACACAGUGUGUAUUUGUGUGUGUGUGUGUGUAUGUAUCUGUAUGUCAAGGUGUGUGUGUGUGUGUGUAAGUAUCUGACACAUAGAGGUUCCUCCUCUCAAAACAGUUAUAGUAACCAUUCAAAGGAGCACCUGAGUGCCUAGUUAUUAUUAUUAUUAUUAUUAUUAUUAUUAUUAUUAUUAUUAUUAUUCAACAACAAUUCUCUCCUUUUCCUUUUUUCUCCUUUUUUACAAGUACUCUACUCCUUCUUCUCCUAUUCUACAAGUACUCUGCUCCUUCUUUCUCCUAUUCUACAAGUACUCUGCUCACAGACAAACACACACACACACACACACACACACACACUCACAGACAAACACUCACACAUACACUUACAGACACAUACAGACAAACAUACACAUACUCACACAUGCACUUACUAACACACUUACAGACAGACACAUACACCUUACAGACAUACACACAAAUUAUUAAUAUUAAAUGUCCACCCAGCCUCCCUACCUGGAGAGCUGGUGUGGAUCUGUCCCUGGGGUCCAGUGGGGCUUCACUUCGGCGGGCGGCUGUGUGCUAAUCAGACGCGGCGAGGGAGCUCUAAUCUCUCUGCUCUGCUCCCUCGCGGGCUGUCUACUGAUGCCGGGAGCCGGAAUAUGACGUCAUAUUCCGGCUCCUGGAGCAGAGCAGAGCGGUUAGAGCUCCCUCGCCGUGUCUGAUUAGAACUCUGCCAUGCCGGGGGGUCCAGAAGGUGGCCUGGCAGGAGGAAGCACUUCCUCCUGCCGGUUACGGAAAACUUGUGCCCUUAGAGCCGCUCGGGCCCACCCAAAAGGAGAAAUCCUCUUAAAAAGAGGAUUUAGCUUUCGAAAUCCCUACCGCCCACCUGGAAUCCUGAAACGCCCACUAGUGGGCCGUAGGGACCAGGUUGACGACCCAUGCACUAUACAAACACACACUGCAUUCAUUAUAUACACACCCUAUACAAACACACACACACUAUACAAACACACUGCAUUCAUUAUAUAUACACACUAUACAUACACACUAUGCAAACACACACACACUGCAUUCAUUAUAUCCACACACUAUACACACACACUGCAUUCAUUAUAUCCACACACUAUACAAACACACACUGCAUUCAUUAUAUACACACCCUAUACAAACACACACACACUAUACAAACACACUGCAUUCAUUAUAUAUACACACUAUACAUACACACUAUGCAAACACACACACACUGCAUUCAUUAUAUCCACACACUAUACACACACACUGCAUUCAUUAUAUCCACACACUAUACAAACACACACACUGCAUUCAUUAUAUCCACACACUAUACAAACAGACACACUGCAUUCAUUAUAUCCACACACUAUACAAACACACACACUGCAUUCAUUAUAUCCACACACUAUACAAACACACACACUGCAUUCAUUAUAUCCACACACUAUACAAACACACACACUGCAUUCAUUAUAUCCACACACUAUACAAACACACACACUGCAUUCAUUAUAUACACACAACAUACAAACACACACACACUGCAUUCAUUAUAUCCACACACUAUACAAACACACACACACUGCAUUCAUUAUAUACACACACUAUACAAACACACACACUGCAUUCAUUAUAUCCACACACUAUACAAACACACACACACUGCAUUCAUUAUAUACACACACUAUACAAACGCACACACACUGCAUUCAUUAUAUUCACACACUAUACAAACGCACACACACUGCAUUCAUUAUAUACACACACUAUACAAACACGCACACACACUGUAUUCAUUAUAUACACACACUAUACAAACACACACUGCAUUCAUUAUAUACACACACUAUACAAACGCACACACAUACACUGCAUUCAUUAUAUACACAAACUAUACAAACACACACACACUACACAAACACACACACUCUGCAUUAAUUAUAUACACACACUAUACAAACACACUGUAUUCACUUUACACACACUGCAUUUACUAUACAUACACUACAUUCACUAUACACACACUACAAAAACACACACUCUGCAUUCACUAUUUAUAAACACUACACAAACGCACACUCUGCAUUCACUAUAUAUAUAUAUAUAUAUAUAUAUAUAUAUGUAUGUAUGUAUGUAUAUAUAUAUAUAUAUAUAUAUAUAUAUAUAUACACACACACUACACAGACACUGCAUUCACUAUACACACUACACACUCACUGCAUUCACUAUACACACUACACAAACACACACUGCAUCCACUACACACACACAGAGCUCCCCUGUCUAAACACACUGCAUCCACUACAUGUGGCAUGUAUAUUUUGUGCAUUUACCUUUAAAAAUAGUUUAUUUUUUAAAAAUUGUAAAUGGGCAGAAUAUCGACACGUUAUCGGCCUGAAAGUUCACAGAUUAUCGGUAUCGGCUUUAAAAAACCCAAUAUCGGUUGAUCCCUACUUGCAGCCUCCAUGGUGCUUACUCAGUCAAAAGUUAUGAGGCAGAAAAAGCACACAAAAACAUAAGGUGAUACCGUUGCUGAUGUUUAUUUAGCAUUAUGCUUGCCAUUGAAUUGAAUGACCAAGAUACCCCAUAAAGAAUUUUGCAGAAUUUAACAAGUACAACCAAUCACUUGUCAGUUUAUUCUUCCCUCUUUGCCAGGAGUGACCUGGUGCCACACACACCUGCUAAAUAUAAGCUUCCAGCUCUCUAUCGGUAGAGGAGGAAGGAAGCACAGUGGCUGUUACAUUUCUCAUAUAAUUCAUGUGUCCAGGACACUGUACUAAGAUUAGUGAACAUGCAAGAGGUGUUAAACAUUUUACAGUAUAUACUUUCAUACGGUGCCCUCCACUAAUAUUGGCACCCUUGGGAAAUAUUAGUAAGGAAGGCUUUGAAAAUUGUCUUUAUAGUUUAACCUUUUGUUAAAAAAAAAUAAAAAAAAAUAUUCUGCUCUCGUGGAUAUCAAUUUUGUACACCUGGGUGACUAGGAACAGGAGAUUGUUCAACUAUGACUUCCUGUUUCGCAGGGGUAUAAAUAUAUAUGCUAACUUCCCCUCUUUAUUCAUCACAGUGGACCAAGACCAAGGAAUAUAGCUGUGAUGUGCGCCAAAAGGUUGUUGAGCUUCACAUAAUGGCAAGUGGUUAUAAGAAAAUAGCAAAAGCCUUGCAAAUGUCAGUUUCCACCAGCAGGGCAAUAAUUAACUGACCAGGGCAAUAAUCAACUGACCAGAAAAUUUUCAAGGAUCAUAGUUGGUGUAUUGCAGAAGUUAGUUGUGCCUUGGGGUUAGAAAGUCUCCAAAACUACAAUUCGACAUCAGCUACAACACCACAAGUUAUUUGGAAGAGUUUAAAGAAAAAGCCUCUACUCUCACCCAAAAUAACCUGAAGCAUCUACAAUUUGCCAUACAUUACUGUAACUAGAAAUGGGGUCACUUUCUAUGGUUAGAUGAAACCAAAAUAGAACUUUUUGGAAUACACAACAGAAGUAGGUGUGGCACACAUAGAGAAGUAGCCAUACUGAAAAGUACAUUAUGCCCACGGUUAAAUAUGGUCGUGGCUAUUUGAUGUUUUUGAGCUGUUUUCCUACCAGAGGACCUUGUUAGGUUAUAUAACAUCCUGAACAAAGGGUUACUACAAACACCAUGACCACUUCAUUAAUUUUUGCUUGAAACACUGCACAUACAGAUUUCUUUCUAAUUGAAUGCUGGGGCUAUUUGCACCCUAAAAAAUACCUCCCUCCCUGGAGCCCAUCUACUCUGAACCGGUGAAAUGGUCCAGUGAUUGGACUGUGCACAGUCCCAGUGACGUCCGAGAGGGCGCUGAAGUGCAGCGUCUGAGCUUUGUCUGGUGCUGGAUUCAAGGUAAGUAAAACCUCUUCUUCAUCUUUUACUGCAAAUUGAGAGGAGGACCUUCCUUAUAGUACCCAGUAUGACAUGUAAUAGCGGAAAGGUUCCUCCUCUCAAAACAGUUAUAGUAACCCGUUAAAGGAGCACCUGAGUGCCUAGGCCAGAAAGCUUAAAAUGGGCCAUGGUUGGCUCUUCCAGAAGGACAAUGACCCAGAACAUACAUCAAAAGGAACAAAAAAAUGGUUUACUAACCACAAAACUGAAGGUCCUGCUAUGGUCAUCUUUGUCCCCUGACUUGAACCCCUUAGAAAACCUGUGGGAUGAGUCCACCAGCUUCUACUUUGUAAUUUGAAGGAUCUGGAGAGAUUCUGUAUAGGGGAAUGGUCUGAGAUCCCUUGCCAUGUACUCUCCAACUUCAUCAGACAUUAUAGGAGAAGACUAAGAACUGUAGCAAAGUAAAUAUUGACUAAAAAGUGCCAAUAAUUGUCACACACAUUUAACACAAUAUAAAUAAAUAUAUAUAUUUUUUUUUUUUUUUUUUUUUUUGAUGAGGAGUCUUAAACCUCUGUUAUGCUUGCAAUUGUUUGAUAUCCUUGAGUGUAGUAUUUUAUUUUAACAAAGGAUAAUAAUUUUAAACAGUUUUUAAAAAGACAAUGUUUAACCUUUUGGGGGGGAGGGGGGGCUUUUAUUUGGCAUAGGUGCCAACAUUAGUGUACAUAGUUACAUAGCUGAAAAGAGACUUGCGUCCAUCAAGUUCAGCCUUCCUCACAAAUGUUGUUGCUGUUGAUCCAAAAGAAGGCAAAAAACCUGGUCUGAAGCGGUUCCAAUUUUGCCACAAACUAGGAAAAAAUUCCUUCUUGACCCCAAAAUAGCAGUCAGAUGUUUCCUUGGAUCAAGCAGCUAUUACCCCACUAAUUAGAAAUGAUAUCCCUGUAUGUUAUGUUUUUGUAAGUAUUUAUCCAUUUUCAGUUUAAACAUCUGUAUGGACUCUGACAAAACCACCCCUUCAGGCAGAGAAUUCCAUAUUGUUCUUACUGUAAAAAAAACUUUUCUUUGCCUUAGAUGAAAUCUCCUUUCUUCCAGCCUAAAUGUGUGACCUCGUGUCCUAUGUAUAGCCCUGUUUAUGAAUAGAUUUCCAGAUAAUGGUUUGUACUGGCCCCUAAUAUAUUUGUAUAAAGUUAUCAUAUCCCCUCUCAGGCGCCGUUUUUCCAAACUAAACAGAUUUAAUUUUUUUAACCUUUCAUCAUAACUAAAAUGCUCCAUUCCUUUUAUCAAUUUUGUAGCUCGUCUCUGGACUCUUUCCAGUGCCAUGAUAUCCUUCUUUAGAACAGGUGCCCAAAAUUGCACAGCAUAUUCAAGGUGUGGUCUUACCAGCGAUUUAUAAAGAGGCAAAAUUAUAUUUAUGCCCCUAUUUAUACAUGACAAAAUCUUACUGGUCUUAGCAACUGCAGAUUGACAUUGCAUAUUGCUGCCUAAUUUGUUGUCUAUAACAAUUCCCAAAUCCUUCUCGUGUGUGGUUAUCCCUAAUUCACUACCAUUUAGUGUGUAAGUUGCUUGUGCAUUCUUAACCCCGAAGUGCAUAACUUUGCAUUUCUCUAUGUUAUUGGGCACUGUAGAGCACUGUAGAACUGAAAUACCAAUGAAGAACCAUCCUUGUAGGUUCAUUAUCUAGAAUAUGGAUCACUUUCACACAGUGUGCACAGUGAUCUGGCAGUAUUUCAACCCUUUCGUAACAGAUGAUAUACCAGCAACAGCAAACACUCUGUCAUGAAGUAUGCAACACCUACAAUACAGUAAAGUGCUUUAAUUUUUGGGAGUGGUGACUGAAAUAGAACAAGUUCCUUGUUGCACACUGCUCAAUUCCUGGACUAUGCACCCUGCCCCUCACUGCUGGUAACUAUUACUAACUAAACAGGACUGCCUGGAUCAUCUACACUGAGAUCAUUUAACAAUGAUGCAGAUUUGCUCUCUGAGUUUUGCAUCUAGAAAGAAUGCAGCCUGUUCUGCUAUUGCAGCAUAUACUGAGCUGUCUGCUAAGGAGAGGGGUGUUGUCCAGCCUGGCCAAUCAGCUAUCACCUUCAGAAACAAUGCUGACUCAUGCUCAAUACACUGUAUCAAGUAAAGUGGGUAGCUGUGCACUUUGUGACACUGGUUAUUCCACUGUUGCAUAUUAAGAGUAUUUAGAAAUGAAUGAAUCACACAGUUGUGUGAUAGUGCACUUUAAUCUGAGCAAAACAUGAGGUUAGGGUUCUAAAUUAUUAGUAAACAUUUUCAACAAACAUUCCCUUAACUGCAUAGAAUCCUGUGUAUAUGUUUCAUAAGUGGUUUGCCUUUCUUCAGGUAAACCACAGUUUAUGACAGAUUGUUUUGGGACAUGUAGCACACAGCAGGUACAUGGCUGAACUAUGGGCCAGCGUUAAAGGGACACUGCACUAAAAAUAAAGCUGUUUAGUAGAUAUACCCCAAUGAAAACAUGCAUACAUAUAAUUCUGUAUAUUGUUUAUUAGGGUAUAUCUGUGAGCCUGCAAAACCUGCUGUUCUCUUGUCUGUAGCCUUUGUAAGCUCCCCCCCCCUUUCAUCCCCAGUCCAGACUUUAUGUGACUGUCCAAUACAGCUCAAUUAGACAUCUUUGCAAGACAGGUGCACAGAGCAAUUGCUGCCUCUUGAGUUAACCAAGCCUGGAAGUAACAGAAACUGUUGUCUGAUUGAAAGCCAGGGGGUGUAACCAGGUUAAUUUAUAAAAGUGCCAAUUUCUAUUGAAAUAUGCACUUUGUACAAAAUGAUUGUGGGGGGAGGACACACAUAAAGCACUUUAGAAAAACAAAUUGUUUUAGGUGUUUGGAGUGUUACUGUACAUUUUUCCUGCUUCAAUAGAAAUAUUUGGAUUAGGUAUAGCAGGGCUUGAAAAACAACAAUGUUCAGCUUGAAGCCUAAGGAAAAACGUGGUUUGUUUGUAUGGUUAGACUUGCUCUACAAGGAGUAACUGUGUUAGAAAAUGCCAAACCACAGUAGCUGUAACAAUAAAGUAAAUAGUAGGAUUCUCCUUGUAAUUACCUACAAUUCUGGUCUUUCACCCAGAGGCCUCACAUUUGUCAGCUCAUCCCGAUUCUUUGAUAAGCAGGCUAUUCACCCCAAGUUACUCAAAAUAUACCCUUUCUCCCUUUCUUCUGGCAAUCUACUCUGUGAAGCAGCCCAUUUACUCUUAAGAACCUUGAAAAAACACUGUGCGUUUCUAUCUGCCUUAAUAUUCACAUUCAUAUUUACCUUAGUUUGCCCAUUCACCUUUACAUUUUACUAGUUUACCCUGAUAAUUUGCCCAUUCACAGCCUUGGGAUUUGCCUAGUCACUUUAAAAAUUCCACCUGUUAACUCUAAUAAUUGCAAAUUCCCCACAAGAGUUUUCCAGUUAACAGCAGAACUCUGAAAAUACACGCAUUUCUCAUAAGACCCUUAAAUUCCAACCAUGAACUGCAGUGAUAUGCAUUUAUUAAACCCAGUCUACAGAAUAUAUGAGUGAUCUAGAAUACUCUUUAUCUGUUUCCCCACAGGUGGGAUCGCUGGAGGUAUAGAAAUCUGCAUCACAUUCCCCACUGAAUAUGUUAAGACACAGCUACAGCUUGAUGAGAAGGCAAAUCCACCAAGGUACCGGGGCAUAGGUAAGUCAUUUCAUGGAUGAUGGAAGCAGUGGGUUAUGGGGGGAGCACACAGUUUAAGUUGCAUUAUUAUAUGUAGAGGAUUGUAUCAAAAAACAUUUUUAACAGUGAAAUUUAUUUGUAUGUGAUGCUCUUUCAAACUGCUCUGCAUAUUUUCUCUCUUUCUUCCUUUGUUAAAGCUGACUGUGUGAAGCAAACUGUUGACGGACAUGGUGUCAAAGGGCUGUACCGGGGGCUCAGUUCACUGCUGUAUGGUUCCAUUCCUAAGGCAGCAGUCAGGUAACUUGAUGAAUAGGUGGUGGAAUUCUCUGCUGGUUUGUGGUUGUUAAGGAUCGGUUAGCUCCAUAUAAUGACAAUUUUUAUUUUAUUAAUGCACUUCUGUCCUUGCAUUUGCAUGUUUUCACUGUGUGUUUCAAACUUUGUCCAACAACAGCUUCUAUUGUCACCUCAAAUCUCCACACUCUCCCUGUGCCCCCCUCACCACCAUCUCUCUCCCUCCAGGUUUGGGAUGUUUGAGUUUCUCAGUAAUCACAUGCGGGAUGCUGAUGGGAAGCUGGACAAUAAACGUAGUUUGCUGUGCGGUCUUGGUGCUGGUGUGGCCGAGGCUGUUGUUGUGGUCUGUCCCAUGGAGACGGUUAAGGUGGGAGCCCCUGUUGUGCCCUCUCCAUGUGUUUGCCAUUCCACAGGCUGAUUUGUGACCAUCACUAGUUAAUGAAAUCGAAACCUGUUUAUAUUAUAAACAAGCAUUACAAAAAAUCCUUUGUGCUAAACAUUUAAGGUUAAGUGCCAAAUUUAAAAGUGUUUGUGAACAUAUUUACUACAAGAGAACAAUCUAAUUUACAGAAAUUGAUAUAACCAUACACAUAAACUACAGAGCAGUGCAUCUGUGCAUAGAACAAUAUAACCCACAGAGCAGUGUAUCCACACAUACAUCAAUAUAAUUUAUAGAGCAGUGUAUCCAUAUAUACACAUCAAUAUAAUUUAUAGAGCAGUUUGUCCAUAUUUACACAUCAAUAUAAUUUAUAGAGCAGUGUAUAAUACAUAAAUCAGUAUAAUUUAUAGAGCAGUGUAUCCAUAUAUACACAUCAAUAUAAUUUAUAGAGCAGUGUAUAAUACAUACAUCAAUAUAAUUUAUAGAGCAGUGUAUAAUACACACAGCAAUAUAAUUUAUAGAGCAGUGUAUAAUACACACAGCAAUAUAAUUUAUAGAGCAGUGUAUUAUACAUACAUCAAUAUAAUUUAUAGAGCAGUGUAUAAUACACACAGCAAUAUAAUUUAUAGAGCAGUGUAUAAUACACACAGCAAUAUAAUUUAUAGAGCAGUGUAUUAUACAUACAGCAAUAUAAUUUAUAGGGUAGUGUAUUACACAUACAGCAAUAUAAUUUAUAGAGCAGUGUAUAAUACAUCAAUAUAAUUUAUAGAGUAGUAUAUCCAUACCUACAUCAAUAUAAUUUAUAGAGCAGUGUAUAUACACAUACAUCAAUAUAAUUUAUAGAGCAGUGUAUAAUACACACAGCAAUAUAAUUUAUAGAGCAGUGUAUUAUACAUACAGCAAUAUAAUUUAUAGGGUAGUGUAUUACACAUACAGCAAUAUAAUUUAUAGAGCAGUGUAUAAUACAUCAAUAUAAUUUAUAGAGUAGUAUAUCCAUACCUACAUCAAUAUAAUUUAUAGAGCAGUGUAUAAUACAUACAUCAAUAUAACCCACAGCAGUAUAUCAUACAUACAUCAAUAUAAUUUAUAGAGCAGUGUAUAAUACACACAGCAAUAUAAUUUAUAGAGCAGUGUAUUAUACAUACAGCAAUAUAAUUUAUAGAGUAGUGUAUUAUACAUACAGCAAUAUAAUUUAUAGAGUAGUGUAUUAUACAUACAGCAAUAUAAUUUAUAGAGUAGUAUAUCCAUACAUGCAUCAAUAUAACCUAUACAACAAUAUGUCUAUAUGUAGAGAAACAUAACCCACAAAGCAGAGUAUCCAUGCAUAUAGAAACCGUUCACAGAGCACUUUGCGCACGUAGAGAGCAAUAUACUGCUUUGAGCAGUGUAUACACACAUAACACGGUAUAUCCUAACUAGCUAUAAGACAUGGUGAUUUAUGGAAUAGUGAGAUAACAUGAAUUCGCAAUAACAUAUAUAGAACAAUAGCAAGGCUUGAUUUGUGGUGUUAUAUUGCUCCUCCAGAGGUGGAGUUUACUGGCUCUGCCAAUAUUUUGGCAGUAAAAUGUUAUUUGUAACCCAGCCUAUUUGUGUAGAUCUUAAAGAUGGUUAGCAGCUCAAUGUAAAAAUUUACUGCAGCUUCCUGAGCAAUCCCAGCAAAUGUGCACUCUCUGGAAUCUCUUACGUCCUUUAUAUAUAAAUGGAGGGUAGGGUGUAUUUUAUAAACACUAAAACACAUAUUCAUUGAUGGUAAUAUUCUUGGUUGAGAGCGAUAUUGUAGUUUACAUUCACAGUCAGAUGGCAUGCGGUUUUCUUUCUGCUUUGCAUAUCCUUCUGUCUAUUAAAGUAGCAUCCAACUCACAAAAUGCAAUGGAAAAAUGCUCCCUCCGUCCUGCUCAACACUAACAAUCUAAUUCAAUGGUUUGGCGAAUGUCCGAAGAAAAUCAGUGGCAAUACAUCUCCUAAGAAAAAUGUUUCUUAUGUUUUUAAGUUAUUCUGUACAGUAUUUCCUUUAAUGUAGAAGCAUUAGCAGACAAAAAAUACUUUAGCACCAUCUAGAGCUCACCUUUAAGAACUGCACCUUUUUACAUCAACCCUAAUAUAGUAUGCUGCUUACUCAUACUAUACGAUUUUAAAUCGUGUAUUCUACAAUACUAAGAUGAUGAUUUAUGUGUAUGUAUACUACAAUAACAAUUCUGUAAAUUACCACAACCUAGUGUUAAAUAAUUGGUGGUUAACUUUGUUACUAGGUGAUGUAAUGUUAAAUUUGUACAUGUUAUUUCUGUGUAACGGGUGAUGCUGAAUGCUAACAUAACUAUAUGAUUUAUUUUUCCUCAUUCUAGGUGAAGUUUAUACAUGAUCAGUGCUCACCUAACCCUAAAUACCAAGGUUUUUUCCAUGGAGUACGGGAAAUUAUUAGACAGCAAGGUACUCUUUUCUUAUUCCCUUUUGUCGCCCCCCCCCACCUUCACUUAGAUAACUUUAUGUAUCCAAAACCUACGUGUCAAAUUCCCAAAAGUCUAGUAAUAAAGAUGUCUCCAUUUGCUGCGCUUACUGCAAAUUGGAGGAUGAUGCAAAUAGUAUGUUGAGUGUACAUUUUAGAACAUCACUUGUCCCAGUACUUAUUUAUAUACAAUUUCAGUACCUGUAAAUUGUGGGACUUUAUUCAGUCACCAUGAAUGGCCGAUCAGUGUUUCGAUUUUCAGAAAUUGCCCAGGUGUUCUUUCAAAAUGCUUUGUUUGGCAUAAUGUUUAUUUUUGUCUGAAUUUCCAAAUGUUAGUGAUGGAGAAUAUGGUUUACUAAAAUAAUUGAGGUUUAGAACCAUUUGGUAGCUGCUAGUAACAUAUUGAUUCAGAAUGUCUCCUUUAUAUAUACCACACAACCUGCACACUUUCUUAUUUCCCUCAUGGUAUAUUUGUGGAACAUAUUAUGUUUUUGUGUAUUAAUUAGGUAUAAAGGGAACUUAUCAAGGUCUUACAGCCACUGUCCUUAAACAAGGUUCCAACCAGGCUAUACGCUUCUUUGUCAUGACAUCAAUGAGGAACUGGUAUAGAGGUAAAUCUCGCUGAUAGGAGGCCCUCUGCUUACAUUGUCUCAAGUAUGUCUGCUGGCUAAUCUUCUAUUGGGCAUUUUUAUUCUAUUCUCUCAGCUCAUAUGUAGUUUACCUCUGUGUCUAAACUUGUCGACAAGCUCCAUUAAUUCUCUUAUUCUACUUUAAUCUUCAGUGUUGUUUCAUUCUGUCGGUCCUGUUCUGUCUCCCUUCCCAAACCAAUGUUUUGAUCUAUUUUUUUUUUUCACUUGAGAUCAAUGUUACGCUUUUAUUCUCUCUGAAUAACCAUAUAUUUCAAACCAAUUUUCUCUUAAUUCAUUUUGUAUUGUGUAUUUUUUUUCUUCAGGUGACAACCCCAACAAACCUAUGAACCCAUUAGUGACUGGGGCUUUUGGAGCUAUUGCUGGUGCAGCCAGUGUGUUUGGCAAUACACCAUUGGAUGUAGUGAAGACCAGAAUGCAGGUGGGAAUUGACUCUCAACAGUGAAAACAUUUUUAUUUUGCAAAGAAUGAUAGGAGGUUAUAUAGAGAGAGCACAUUUGGGGCAAAGUUAUAAUGGUGGAUCAGGAGGAACAUUAUACUAGUUUCCAUGGUUAUAGAGACUUGAUACUUUGCUGGAAAAUGGCUCUUUUUACAUAACUCCCAUACUGUUCCCCAUCCGCACCCCUUCCCUGAAAACGAGAUCAUAAUCUCCCAUUAUUAUCUCUUCUGCAGGGACUAGAGGCUCAUAAGUAUAAAAGCACCUUGGAUUGUGCUUACAAGAUACUCAAAUACGAGGGACCCAAAGCGUAAGUCUGUUUUGUCUUCUGUUACUUUACUUACUAUAAAAACUCUAUAACUGCCAUCUUUUCUGCCUCCUCCACUGGCCCUUCAUGUAACAAUGUGCCUACUGAUCACCUCUUCCUUAUUGCUUACUAUUCACCCCAUUGUAAUUAAACCAUGUGUAUCUAUUGCUGCUGUUUUCUUGGUCUUAAAUCUAGUUUCUCUCUAAAUUUGUCUUUCUGCAGGUUUUACAAGGGGACAGUGCCCCGUCUUGGACGUGUAUGUCUUGAUGUGGCCAUUGUCUUUAUUAUUUAUGAUGAGGUGGUGAAGAUUUUGAACAAGGUCUGGAAGACGGACUAAGACAUUCCUGUGGAAUUGUCCAUAACAGACACAGAAAAAGAGUGUCAUCUUUUUAUUGCCAAACAUUAUUCCAAGCUUUACUGAAUUAUCCUAUUAUGUACACAAUGUCCUUCAUUCUGUGGGAUAAUGUCUUCCCAAUUAUCUUUUUAACUCCUCCCCUUCUCUGCUUGAAACAACUGUGUCAUAGAUUUACAAAUGGUCUUGGCCACAAAAUUUAAUAUGAUACAUUUUUAGAAUUCUUUAGGGGAUUUUAGCCAGAUUAUUUUUAAUUCAAUACCUUAAAGUAUGUUAUUUUUACAAGUAUCCUAAGUUUUUUUUUUUCUUAAUUUUUUUUUUUUUUUUUUAACCAUGUGGAGGUUAAUUGCUGCAUGAUGCAGGAUUUAUUUUCUAUAUCUGAAAUUAAAUAUCUGUGCACAUUUGAGACUUAAACACAAAUGUGUUAAAAAGUGGUGGGAUGGUUUAUACCCCCUCCAGAAGGAGUCAAAUAGCCUCCAGCAGAUAAGAUGCCCUCAGUGGAAGUUAAGGAGUUAAAAAAGUUUAUGUUUAGAAGUUUAACUUUUUUAAGGAGUUAGUGAGUGUGAUUAAAAUUUAAGCCUUUUAAGGGAGGGAUGACGGCUCUUGUUUGUGACCCAGCCAACACCCUUUUGUUCUUGGAGGAGACACUUAAAGCAGGUUGAAGCUGUGGCACUCACACCGUGUGGAUCUUUGGUAUUUGGCCAUGACUUGUGUUUUGAACAUUGUUUUUCCUUUACUUGUGCCAAAUUCAUUUCUGGGGAGCUGCCUCGUUGUAACUACUCUAGUGCCAAAAUAUCAGCCAGAAGCCAAAAACAAAACAGAGCAACCUCCCCAUAUUUCAGGACAGACUGUAGCUGUGAGGAUCAAUUUAUGUAGAGAUGGAAUGUGCCUUAUUAAUGUGACAUGCAUCCCUUCACAUCCAGAGCAUCUAAAAUAAGAAGCCUCUUGCUGUGAAUUUGCUGCAUUAUUCAAUGUUGCUUUAGGUUUUUUACGUAGCCUCCUUUUUAUAAGAUAAUUAUUGCCAGCUUAUACUUUUACUUAAUAAGAAAAAAGUUAAACCUGAAACUCUUUGGUGAUAUAUACGAUCCCCUUUAUUCUUAGAAGUUCUGUAUAGAGAUCAUUUAAGCCAUUUUGAUGUAAAGCAGUAGGAUGCUAGGAUGCAUACAUAACCACAACAUGAGAGAAACUGAUCAUACCAUCAGGUUUUAUGUAUGAGUAACUACAGAAGGCCUAUGGCAGGUCAGCCCUAGUUAUCAGAUGACACUCACCUGGUUAGAUUUCAACAAGCAUAUUGUCAGACCAAAAAUAUGAGGUAGGAGAUGAUUGGCCUGCAUUACUUAGGAUAGUUAUAUUAUUUUUAUGAUCACUAUUUUAAGAUUUUAGCAGUUUUAAAUAAUUGAUUACUGAACUCUACAAACCUUAAUCUUAACAUGGUAGCCAGACAACAUUCCUUACCUUCCAUGAUGUUCAUACUGCUUGGUAAGACUGUGGUAGUAAUUUUGGAAAAUGUACAUGAAUAUCUGAUUAAAAGGCUCAUACAUUUGCAGAUUUAUAAAAUCUCACUGAGGUUUUUUUUAGCCACUCACCCCUUGUACUAAUGUUUAAAAAAUAAUUUUCUUUUUGACCUAUGUGUGGUGCAUGAAUUUAUACGAGAUCUAUUUUGUACAUAUAAUACUUUGCGUCUAUACAGUGUUUGUGUACAGUGUAGGCUGUAGGUAUGAACAUUAUAUACUGAGAAUGUGGUAAUUGUUGUAAUGCUUAUGCUACAACUCUCAUACUUUGAUAUGUUUGGUUCCAAUGACCCCUGGUGCAAAGCUGUCCAACUCUCAGGCCACUCAAGAGCAUUGCCUCUUCCUCCUCCCCCACUGCCUUAGGUGAUAUUUUUCCAUGUGGUUAAUUCAACCUCCUUUCGCAUUUAUAAAAAGAAAAAAUGAAUUGUGACAUUUGUUUGGAACACUGAAAUGAAGACAAUACCACAUUUUUUGUCUGUUUGUAAACUGAUGUUAGGGGAUACAAAAUUAAAAAUGUACAUUUAUAGGUGUUUGUUUCCUCUUAUUAAUUUGUCCUAGGACCUAGAUAGUGAUGACAAUCUAAUGUAACCAACAUUUGCAGGAUAUUCUCAUAUUCUAAGUAGAUUGCUAAAAUGCCAGCAGAGUAUAUUUUGUCUGUAUGUGCAAGAAUAGGCAAUCCCUAGUGCCUUCCUUUAUAUCCUAUAAAAAUAGAAAAUAUAAAAAGUGUAAAUCCAAAGUACAUGCAUCACAUAAUUUAAGUUGCUACUUAAUAGGGGAAACAAGAAAUCCAGAAUAAAUAUGCCUUUCAAUCAAACACAUAUUUCUAAGUCUGAUACUUGAAUGUUUAAUGUUUACUGUAAAGCUAUCACAGCUUCUGUAUACAUACAUAUAUAACACACAUAUAUGUUUUAAGAUAAUGCGGAAGAGUGAACUCCUGGAGACAAUAAAACAAGUUAGAAUGAGCAACGAAGCUUUCACUACUACCCUUGUUCUUACGCCUGUCUAUAAUUUUUAUAUAUUCCAAUAUUUUUAUUUUUUAUUUUUUUUAUAGCUGCAUAAUUGUGAUUAGAAAUGUUACUAACAAGUAAAAUGCAAAAGCUAAACAAUGUUUUGUAUCUGUGGUGCACAGACAGCAAGCUAACCUGUUUUAAAGAUUGUGAUAAGUAAAAUCACACUGUAAACUGUAACCAUUUAAAACCAACUUUUUAAAAACUAUGUAAGCAGCAAUUUUGGCAGACCUCAUGCUCGUUCACACACAUUUAGCUUAGGCCACUCACUCCUUAAUUCCCCAGAACCAACACCCACACACAAACACCAGGAAGGAGAGUUUACGUGGGACUUGAGUUAAAGGAACACUAUAGGGUCAGAUACACAAACAUGUAUUACUGACCCUAUAAUGUUAUAAAAAACUAGACCCCUAAAUAUAGUUAAAUCUUACCUUUAUUCCAGUCUACUGGUGAUGGCUCUGCCCCUGAUCUGCCUCAUUGACUGACAUCAUCAGAAGUGAUCUUAGCCAAUCACAAUGCUUUCUCAUAGGAAAGCAUUAGAUUGGCUGAGAUUGUCAAUUCUGAUUAUCUCAGCCAAGGAAGCGGGCUGUGGGCAGAGCCAAAUGCCACUCUUGCAAUUAGUGUCUCCUCAUAGAGAUGCAUUGAUUGAUUCACUAACCUUUCUAUGAGGAAAGGUUAGUGUCUUCAUGCAAAGGGUGGAGAAACUGAAUGUGUGCAGCACUGCCCCAGGAAUCUCCUCUAGCAGCCAUCUGAGUGGCUCCACUGGAGGUAUCCCUAGGCUGUAAUGUAAACACUGCAUUUAGUGUUUACAGCAAAAAGCCUGCAGGGACUGACUAUAUUCACCAGAACAAAUACAUUAAGCUGGUGACUAUAGUAUCCCUUUAAUUAUAAAAUCUGUUCUUUUCUUUUAAUAUUUGAGCUUUAUGCAGCUGUGCAGUCCCUGUUUGGGUAUCCUUGAAAUAUUUGGGAAGCAUGCUCCUCAAUAGUUCAGAAAUGCUUAGUUAGCUGAGGAAGCAAUAGUCAAGUUGGAGUUUAGGAUAAGCUAAUGCCAUUUUAAUUAAGCUCUACAUUUGUUGCCAUGGGUUUUCAGCAGAGGAAAUGUAUGAAAGUGUUGCUAAUCAGAAAGAACAUUCUGUUCAUUUUAACUGUGAUGGUUUUGUUUUUAUAAUAUUUGGGUUCUUGUUAAAGGACCACUAUAGUGCCAGGAAAACAAACUCGUUUUCCUGGCUCUAUAGGGUCUUUAGGUCCCCCCCACUCCUGCCCGGCUGAAGGGCAGGAAGGGGUUAAUCACUUACCUUUCUCCAGCGCUGGGCUCCCUCGGAGCUGGGGAAAUUUCCUCCCUCUUCCGACGUAAUCCGCCGAAUGACAUUCAAUCUGUCCAUAGGAAAGCAUUACUCAAUGCUUUCCUAUGGACAUCAGCGUCUUCUCACUGUGAUUUUCACAGUGAGAAGCGCGGAAGUUCCUCUAGCGGCUGUCAAUGAGACAGCCACUAGAGGCUGAAUUAACCCUAAAGUAAACAUAGCAGUUUCUCUGAAACUGCUAUGUGUACAUCUGCAGGGUUAACCCUAGAUGGACCUGGCACCCAGACCUCACUGAGCUAAAGUGGUCUGGGUGCCUAUAGUGGUCCUUUAAGCUAAAGCUGAUCUGUGAGGGUCUUUGCGUAUUUUGGAAAGACUUAUAGGCGAUAUCUCCACUCGCAGUGGAAAGUAGGUAUAUUUAAAGGACC
Messenger RNA from Pelobates cultripes (western spadefoot toad), 25016 nucleotides. NCBI's taxonomy places the organism in Eukaryota, Metazoa, Chordata, Amphibia, Anura, Pelobatidae. The record is from the annotation of a GenBank genome assembly.